Molecule: messenger RNA, 1687 nt
Organism: Cyprinus carpio (common carp)
Lineage: Eukaryota; Metazoa; Chordata; Actinopteri; Cypriniformes; Cyprinidae
Product: 4-galactosyl-N-acetylglucosaminide 3-alpha-L-fucosyltransferase 9-like
Exons: 3
Coding region: 579-1283 (234 amino acids)
Cellular component (GO): membrane
Molecular function (GO): alpha-(1->3)-fucosyltransferase activity
Source: RefSeq, a predicted model, not a curated record
UUUUUUCAGAGUAAUUUCCGGUCCGAUACUUCUCUUGUCUGAAACUUCCUCUUUCAGCAGACAGCUAAUCCUCUGGCGCUGAACACGUUGCCUUCAUAUGCGACAAAGAAUUCCGAUUUUUUUAAUCAAGAGCUCUUAAAAGCGAUCAGAUGAUGUUAAGCGCAAAUGGCUCGUUCCUGUGCCGUCUGGGUGUAGUAGUGACAUUGGCAAGUGUCAUCUUUUUGAGCAUCAUGUUUUCCCGGUUCUCACCUUCACACAACUGUCCACCACCACUUCCUAAACCCAAACUAAACUCAGAACAAAACUGUGGCAAAAGCAACAACUCUGCCAAGAGCAACAACUAUGUAACUGAAAAGGCAGAGGAGAAACCUAUAGUUCUGUUAUGGGUUUGGCCUGAAAAUUAUAGGUUUGAGUUCAGUGACUGCAAAUAGUUUUACAAUAUUGAUAAUUGUCAUCUGACGGAUGAUAGAGCUCUCUACAAUGAUGCAGAUGAUGUGAUAAUUUUUCAUAAAGCCAUCAGCUGGGAUCUGUCCAACCUUCCUCCAUCUCCUCGUCCUCCGUCCCAGAGGUGGAUUUGGAUGCAUUUGGAAUCACCAACCAACACCAUAAAGAUACCAGGUCUGGAAAACCUGUUCAAUCUCACUCUCAGCUACAGACAGGAUGCUGAUAUUCCUGUACGGAUGCGCUUGAUGACCAGGAAGAAACCUAAUGAGGAUUUUGUGAUUCCCAAAAAGGACAAACUGGUGUGUUGGAUUGUAAGUAACAAUAAUCCCUCAACUGGUGUCAACACAAGGAACAUUUUUUACAGAGAAUUCAGCAAAUACAUACAAGUGACUUUGUUCGGAAAAGCCUAUGCAAAGUUCCUGGAUUAUAAUGAUUACUAUCCAACCAUGGCCAGCUGCAAAUUUUACCUUGCCUUUGAGAACUCCAUCCACAAGGACUACCUCACCGAGAAGAUAAACGGGCCGCUCGCGGCAGGUACCGUCCCUGUGGUGUUGGGUCCUCCGAGAAGAAACUAUGAAAUCUUUGUUCCUGCUGAGUCCUUCAUUCAUGUGAAUGACUUCCCAGAUGCAAAGUCACUAGCCGAAUAUCUGCUUCAUCUGGACAAGGAUGAAGAUGCAUAUCGCAAGUACUUUAACUGGAGGAAACAUCUCACUCCAAGUCCUCAUUUAAUAUUACAGACACAAGAGUUUAUUCUGGCUAUUUGCACUGCCUGUGACCAUGUAGCACGAAGCAGGGAAUAUAAAGAAGCUCAUGAUCUCUAUGAUUGGUACUUCAAUUAAUGUUACCUCAGGUUUUGGAGUUUGAUUCAAACAGUGAUUGAUUUUAAUCUACAAAUAUUUGUUAUAAUAACUUGUGUAGAUGGUAUCACUUGUGUUUGUAUCUUUUCAUCUUCAAGUCCCUUUUAAAUCUGGAUCAUAUUCAGGAAGAAAGACAACAAUAAGUUUGUGUAGUGUUGCUAUGUACAUUGGCUACAUUUUUCUGUCUUGUUGUUGGCAGUUUGUUUUUUUACAUGCAAGUGACAGAGUGUUUACCAAAAAAAAAUCACUAAUUUGCAAAUACACAGACCAGAAUACUUAUUUGUAUGUCUAGCUUGUUAGCAACACUAUUUUUGUUUGUAUUUUUUAAUUUGUUUUUUGUAAUGUAAAUUCGAAUUGCAUAAAUAUAAAGUAGUGUCUCAACUCAA